This is a messenger RNA of Tarenaya hassleriana, 1715 nucleotides long. Its product is annotated as cytochrome P450 76C4-like. Lineage: Eukaryota; Viridiplantae; Streptophyta; Magnoliopsida; Brassicales; Cleomaceae. Gene Ontology annotation, molecular function: monooxygenase activity; iron ion binding; oxidoreductase activity, acting on paired donors, with incorporation or reduction of molecular oxygen. The transcript is spliced from 3 exons. Bases 1 to 1677 code for a protein of 558 amino acids. The record is from RefSeq and is a predicted model, not a curated record.
AUGCAGAUCCCAUACGGCGCCGUUUUCGUCCUCAUCGCUCUGCUCUCCCUUCUGCGGUUCAUCAAGUCCAAACCGCCGGCGAGAGCUCCACCGUUGCCGCCGGGACCUCGGGGCCUUCCGAUCGUCGGAAACCUUCCCUUCCUCAAACCAGACCUCCACGUCUACUUUCAGGGUCUCGCCCUAAAAUAUGGUCCCAUCUUCAAACUCCGACUCGGCGCCAAACUCGCCGUCGUCGUCACCCACCACCACGGCCCUCAUCGCCGUUUACGGCGGGGGGGGCUUAAUGCCGGAAACCUUCCCUUCCUCAAACCAGACCUCCACGUCUACUUUCAGGGUCUCGCCCUAAAAUAUGGUCCCAUCUUCAAACUCCGACUCGGCGCCAAACUCGCCGUCGUCGUCACGUCUCCGGCGGUGGCGCGUGAGAUGUUUAAAAUCCAUGACGUCAUCUUCGCGAACCGCGAAGCCACCACCACGGCCCUCAUCGCCGUUUACGGCGGUGGUGACUUAAUGCUUUCUCCGUACGGACCGCAGUGGCGGAUGCUGAGGAAAGUGUGCGUCCACAAGUUGUUGACCAAAGCCACGUUGGAUUCAUCGAACGGACUCCGCCACCGUGAGAUCCGACAAACAGUCCGGUAUUUGGGGGAUAGAGCCCGGGUCGGGUCACCGGUAAACAUCGGAGAGCAGAUGUUCGGGACAAUAUUGAACGUCGUGACCCAGAUGCUCUGGGGCGCGACGGUUCUGAGCGAAGAGAGAGAGAAAAUUGCGGCAGAGUUCAGAGAAUUAGUGUCGGAGAUCGUCAGUUUAACGUCCCGACCCAACAUUUCUGAUUUUUUUCCCGGUUUAAGCCGUUUCGAUUUACAAGGUUUGGCUAAACAGAUGCGUGGACUGAUCCAACGGUUAGACCGGAUGUUUGAUCCGAUCAUCGAUCAACGGCUGAGAAUGAUUGGCCUUGGUCAGAACGAUGCCGAUGAUUUUUUGCAAGUCUUGUUGAAGUUGAGGGAAGAAGAUGAGACGACACCAUUGUCGCUCUCCCACGUCAAGGCCUUGCUCAUGGACAUGGUUCUCGCCGGCACAGAGACAUCCUCGAACACAAUAGAGUUUGCCAUGGCCGAGCUUAUAAGCAAGCCUAAGAUAAUGAAGAGAGUUCAAGAAGAACUAGACGAAGUUGUAGGAGACGACAAGAGGGUCGAAGAACAUCACAUCUCUGAACUUCCAUAUUUACUGGCGGUCGUGAAAGAGUCCCUUAGGCUUCAUCCGGUGGCUCCUAUCCUCUUCCCUCACCGGUCCAGCCAAACCACCGUUAUCGCCGGCUACACCAUCCCCAAAGACACUACCGUUUUCUUCAACAUGUGGGCGAUCCAGAGAGAUCCAAGCUUGUGGGAUGAUCCACUGGAGUUCAACCCUGACAGAUUCCUUGAUAAAUCAUUUGAAUUCAACGGAGAAGAUUGCAGUUAUUUACCUUUCGGGUCUGGCCGGAGAAUAUGCGCAGGGAUAGCCCUGGCUGAGAGGACUGUUUUGUACAAUCUGGCAACUCUUUUGCAUUUAUUCGAUUGGGAGGCUCCGGGAGGACAUGAACUGGUGAUUGAAGAGAAGUUCGGGACUGCGUUAAGGCUGAAGAAUCCGCUUGUGGCUGUACCUGUGCCUAGGUUGUCUGAUCCGAGUCUUUAUCUACGUUAGAAUAAGUUUAUUUUACUCUCUAAUAAUUACCUACUUGG